AUGGAGGUCGAUGCUAGUGCUACGGCGCGGCCCGUGGCGCGUCCUAGACCCUUCCCAGCGGAGGGCGCGAGCCCCGGGCCCCGCUGCGGCGCCACCGCCCUGGAGGGCGGUUCGAAGAGCGCGGAUGGAUCCUCCCCGGCCCAGUCUGCGGCAGGCAUUCGUCUGGCGGGCGCGACCAACGACGUGCACGUUUUCGACGUUAAGACCGGAAAGUGGGAGAAGAUGACGCCGCUCGGGGAGGCGCCUUCGCCGCGCGCUGCGCACGCGGCGGCUGCGGUCGGCUCCAUGGUGGUGGUGCAGGGCGGCAUCGGCCCUGCGGGGCUGGCCUCUGAAGACCUGCACGUGCUGGAUUUCUCAGACCCCGAACGGCCGCGGGUUCUGGUGCAGGGCGCGGGCCCGAGCGCGCGCUACGCGCACACGCUCAGCCUGGUGGCCAACCGCUUCCUGGUGGCCAUUGGCGGCAACGACGGGAAAAGCACGCUGGGCGACGCGUGGGCGCUGGACACCAGCGAGAAGCCGUACGCGUGGCGCAAGAUCACGGAUGCUGGGGACAUGCCCUGCCCCAGGAUGUAUGCGGCGGCAGCGGCGCGCUCCGACGGCCUGCUGCUGCUCUGCGGCGGCCGCGAUGUCGGCGGCACGCCGCUGGCGGAUGCCUUCGGCUUCGCGCGCCACCGCGACGGGCGGUGGGAGUGGCAUGCGGCGCCGGGCAGCAUGCCGGCGGGGCGGUAUCAGCACGGGGCGGUGUUUGCGGGGGCGCGGCUGCACAUAUCCGGCGGCGCGGUCGGCGGCGGGCGCAUGGUGGACGAGGCGACCAGCACUGUUAUGCUCGACACCAGCGGCGGCGCCUGGGUCGCGCCCGCGACCGGCGACGCGCCCGGCGGCGACGACCCCGCGCGGCGCUGCCGCCACGCGGUCGCGAGCGCGGGGCCGUUUGUGUUCCUGUAUGGUGGCCUCAAGGGCAGCCAGCUGCUGGAUGACCUUUUGUUGGCUGACGACAGCGCGGGCACCGAGCUCGUCGUCUGCGACCCCCGCAGCCCCGCGUGGAGCACCUACCUCAGCAGCGUACACGGCAGCACCAACGCGGCCCACCUGCUGGCAGAGGCCGCGGCGGCAGAGGCGGCUGCAGCGGCCGCCGCGAUCAAAGUCAAGGAGGAAGGCGGCGACUCGAAGGCGCGCGCCGCCGCGGCGCUGCAGGCGGACGCGCUGCGCGACGAGAGCCCGACGCUGACGCUCGCGCAGCGGCGGCUGCCCGGCGGGGGCGGCAGCCCGCCGCCAACGCCGGACGUGCGGCUGUACCACAGGGCGGUGGUGGCGCCCAUGGAGCCGCCGCUGAGGGGCCUGGUGCGCCAGCUCAGCAUCGACCAGCUGGACAAUGAGGGCCGCCGCGUCAGCGCGUACCCCGACGGCACCGGCGGCGGCAGCGCGCCAGGCACUGCGCCAGCCAAGAGCCCGCUGUUCAGCCGCAGCCUGUCCAUGCCCGGAGUCCACAAGCGCGUGAUCCACGAGCUGCUGCGGCCGCGGCAGUGGAAGCCCAACCACGAGGACCGCCGCUUCAUGCUAUCGGAAGGGCUUCGGGGAGCACGCGUCGCGGCUGCGGCCGGCCGGGCCGUGGCGCGGAGGGGGGGCAGCGCCGCGGGCGGCCCUGGCGCCGAGCGCGCCUGGCGGUCGUUGGCGUUGGGGCCGGAGGCGGGCCACUGCUUGCCCUAG
Molecule: messenger RNA, 1707 nt
Organism: Monoraphidium neglectum
Lineage: Eukaryota; Viridiplantae; Chlorophyta; Chlorophyceae; Sphaeropleales; Selenastraceae
Exons: 13
Coding region: 1-1707 (568 amino acids)
Molecular function (GO): protein binding
Source: RefSeq, a predicted model, not a curated record